AGAGGUGGGAUCUCUGCAGCCCGACCUGUCGCAUUCGUCUUUAAAACGAGCAAAAAGUUUGAUUCCCUUAAUUUGCUCUGGAUUCCCUUCAAGCAAACGCGGGAGGAAGGUUUCUGCUCCUGGGGAGGCUCGUCUGGAGGCGUCGGAUCCUGCUGUGUGCGGGUCCUGCGGAGCAGCGGUGGUCCCCUUCUGAUGGGAGGAUGGUUGUUCUCAGGCAGUUUGGGCUGCUGCUCUGGAAGAACUACAUCCUGCAGAAACGGCAGAUCUUGGUGACAGUCAUCGAAAUCUGCCUGCCGCUGCUCUUCGCCGCCAUCCUGAUAGCGCUGCGGCACCGGGUGCACUCCAUCAGCCACCCCAAUGCCACCACCUACCCCCCCGAGACCGUGGAUGACCUGCCGGGCUUCUUCUACCGCCGGCACCCCAGCAACCCCUGGGAGCUGGCUUACGUCCCCUCCAACAGCAGCGCCGUCAGGAGCGUCGCCGAGGCGGUGGAGAGGGCUUUACCCAUCAGCAUCAGAGCUCAGGGCUUUGCCUCGGAGAGGGACUUCGAGGAGUACGUCAAGUCGGACAACCGCUCGGGCAGCGUGCUGGCUGCCGUCGUGUUCAAGCACCGCUUCCAGCACAGCGCGGCCCCGCUGCCCCUCCAGGUCGACUAUGAGCUGCGCUUCAAGUACAGCCCCAGGAACGCCCCGCGGAGCGAGCAGACGGGUCUGAACCCCAACCUGGACCGGGACUGGCACACCAGCUACCUCUUCCCGCUCUUCCAGCUGCCCGGGCCCCGGGAAGCCAAAUUUGCCGAUGGGGGGACGCCGGGUUACAUCCGAGAAGGUUUCCUGGCGGUGCAGCACGCGGUGGACAGAGCCAUCAUGCAGUACCACGCCAACGCCAGCUCCGCCAGCCUGCUGGAGAACAUCACGGUGGUGGUGCAGCGCUUCCCCUACCCAGCGUACGUCAACGACCUCUUCCUCCUCGCCAUCCAGAACCAGCUGCCCCUGCUGCUCAUGCUCAGCUUCACCUACACCUCGCUCAACAUCGUCCGCGCCGUCGUGCACGAGAAAGAGAAGAAGCUGAAGGAGUACAUGCACAUGAUGGGCCUCAGCAACUGGUUGCACUGGAGCGCCUGGUUCCUUAUGUUCUUCCUCUUCCUCCUGGUGUCCGUGUUUUUUGUCACCGUGCUCUUCUGCGUCAAGGUGAGCGAACAGGGAGCGGUGCUCACCAACAGUGACCCCACGCUGGUGUUCGCCUUCCUCGCCAUCUUCUCCGUCUCCUCCAUCUCCUUCAACUUCAUGGUGAGCACGUUCUUCUCCAGAGCAAACGUCGCGGCUGCUGCUGGCGGCUUCCUCUACUUUUUCUCCUACAUCCCUUACUUCUUCAUCUCGCCCCGCUACGACCUGAUGUCCCACAGCCAGAAGCUGGCGUCCUGCCUCAUCUCCAACGUGGCCAUGGCCAUGGGGGCACAGCUUAUAGGCAUGUUCGAAGGAAAAGGGACUGGCAUUCAGUGGAGGGACCUCAUGAAGCCCGUCAGCGUGGACGACAACUUUACCUUAGCCCAAGUGCUGGGGAUGCUGCUCCUGGACUCGGUGCUCUACGGCGUGGUGGCCUGGUACGUGGAGGCCGUCUUUCCAGGGGAGUACGGCGUGCCUCAGCCGUGGUACUUCUUCUUGACGCCCUCGUACUGGUGCGGACGCCCCAGAACUGUCGUGGGAAAAGAGAAGGAGGAGGAGGAGGACCCCGAGAAAGCCCUGAAGAGCCAGUACAUUGAGGAGGAACCUGCUGACCUCGUGUCAGGAAUCAAAAUAAAGCACCUUUCCAAGGUCUUCAAAGUGGGAAACAAGAUGAAAGAGGCAGUCAAGGACUUAACGGUGAACAUGUACGAAGGGCAGAUCACCGUCCUGUUGGGACACAACGGUGCUGGGAAGACCACCACCCUGUCCAUGCUCACAGGUCUGCACUCUCCGACGAGCGGGCAGGCGUACAUCAAUGGCUACGAGAUCUCCCAGGACAUGGUCCUGAUCCGCCGCAGCCUGGGCCUGUGUCCCCAGCAUGACGUCCUCUUCGACAACAUGACAGUGGAAGAGCACCUCCACUUCUACGCAGGGCUGAAGGGGUACCCCCCCUCCAAGUGCCCCGAGGAGAUCAACCACAUCCUGAGGAUCCUCAACCUGGAGGACAAGCGCCGCUCUCUGACCAAGGCACUCUCUGGCGGCAUGAAGCGCAAGCUCUCCAUCGGCAUCGCCCUCAUUGGGGACUCCAAGGUGGUGAUGCUGGAUGAGCCGACAUCUGGGAUGGACCCAGCCUCUCGCAGGGCCACGUGGGACCUCCUGCAGCAGCAGAGGAGCAACCGCACCAUCCUGCUGACCACCCACUUCAUGGAUGAGGCUGACCUGCUGGGGGACCGCAUAGCUAUCAUGGCCAAGGGCGAGCUGCAGUGCUGCGGGUCCUCACUCUUCCUCAAGCGUAAAUACGGGGCGGGAUAUCACAUGGUGAUGGUGAAGGAGCCCUACUGUAACCUGGGGGAGAUCUCCCGCCUCAUCUGUCAGUACGUGCCCAACGCCACCAUGGAGAGCAAUGCUGGGGCAGAGCUGUCCUUCAUCCUGCCCAAGGAGAGCACGCACAGGUUUGAGGCCCUGUUCACGGAGCUGGAGCAGAGGCGGGAGGAGCUGGGCAUCGCCAGCUACGGCGCCUCGGUCACCACCAUGGAGGAAGUCUUCCUGAGGGUUGGGAAGCUGGUGGACUCCAGCAUGGAUAUCCAGGCCAUCCAGCUGCCUGCUCUCCAGUACCAGCACGAGAGACGCUCCAACGACUGGGCCAUGGAUGACUCCAGCAGCCUGAGCGGCAUGACAGAUAUGACGGACGACAGCGGGGCGCUUAUUACGGAGGACUGCUCCAGCAUCAAGCUCAACACUGGGUUCUACCUGUGCUGCCAGCAGUUCUACGCCAUGUUCAUGAAGCGAGCCAUGUACAGCUGGCGCAACUGGAAGAUGGUGGCAGCGCAGUUCCUCGUGCCUCUGAUCUUCACCGCCUUUGCCCUCAUCGUGGCCAAGACCUUCCCGGGGCCCAGGGACUCCUCCCUGCUGAGGCUGACCCUGGAGCCCUACGGCCAGACCAUUGUGCCUUUCUCCAUCUCGGCCACCUCGGGUCUGUCGCAGAGGUUGGCGGAGCAGUACAUGGAGCUGCUGGACGCCCAGCAUCAGUCACCGCUGGAGAUGCUAGGUGGCCUGGAGGAGUACCUCAUCUCAAGAGCCUCUGAGGAAGGGGGAGCCUUCAACGAGCACUACAUCGCAGCUGCCUCCUUCGAAGGAGUCGGGAACCGCACAGUGGUCACCGCGCUCUUCAACAACCAGGCAUAUCACUCCCCCGCCACGGCCCUUAUGCUGGCCGACAACGCUGUCUUCAGGGUAUUGGCGGGCCCCAACGCCUCCAUCACAGUCACCAACUACCCUCAGCCCCGCAACAUCACCGAGAAGGCCAAAGACCAGCUCAUGGAAGGCCAGACCGGGUUCGCCAUUGCCAUCAACUUGCUGUACGGCAUGGCCUCGCUCGCCAGCACCUUCGCUCUGCUGCUGGUCAGGGAGCGGGCCAUCAAAGCCAAGCACGUCCAGUUCGUCAGCGGCGUCUACGUGAUCAACUUCUGGCUUUCUGCUCUGCUCUGGGACAUCAUCAACUUCCUCAUCCCUUGUGCUCUGAUGCUGGUAAUAUUCCAAGCCUUUGACGUGCAAGCCUUCACCCAAGACAGCCACCUCGUUGAUGUGAUGCUGAUCUUCCUCCUUUAUGGCUGGGCAAUCAUCCCCCUCAUGUACCUCCUCAGCUUCUUCUUCUCGGUGGCAGCCACAGCCUACACCCGUCUCACCAUCUUCAACAUCCUCUCAGGCACGGCCACCUUCCUCGCCGUCACCAUCAUGAGCAUCCCAGAGCUGGGCUUGGUGGACCUCUCCAAAACCCUGGAUAAAGUCUUUCUGGUCUUACCAAAUUACUGCUUGGGCCAAUGCAUCAGUGACUUCUACCAGAACUAUGAGUUCAUUCAGUUUUGUACCUCCUCCGUUGAAGCCAUCUUCAUCUGCAAGGCGUUCAAUAUCAGUUAUCAGAUGAACUACUUUUCCUGGGAGACGCCUGGGAUCGGACGAUACCUGACCUCCUUGACCAUCCAGGGUUUCUCCUUCCUCUUCCUCCUUUUCCUCAUUGAGACAAACAUUCUCUGGAGACUGAGAGCUUUGGUCUGUGGCAUCUGCAGGCGGCGGAAAUGGGUGGCACUGCUGAACAGGGUGUCUGUGCUGCCAGAGGACCGGGACGUGGCAGAUGAGAGGAAGAAGGUUUUAGAGUCACCACCAGAACUGCUGUCAUCUCUCAGCAGCCCUCUGGUCAUCAAGGAGCUCACCAAGGUCUACGACAGCCGGGAGUCCCUGUUGGCGGUGGACAGGAUCUCCUUGGCGGUCAGCAAAGGGGAAUGCUUUGGCCUUCUCGGCUUCAACGGAGCGGGCAAAACCACCACCUUCAAGAUGCUGACUGGUGACGAGAGCAUCACGUCGGGGGACGCCUUUGUGGAUGGCCACAGCAUUCUGGCCAACAUCAAAAAGGUCCAGCAGCGGAUCGGCUACUGCCCGCAGUUUGAUGCCCUCCUGGACCACAUGACGGGCCGCGAGACCCUGAGCAUGUACGCCCGGCUGCGGGGCAUCCCCGAGCGCUACAUCGGCAGCUGUGUGGAGAACAUGCUGAGAGGGCUGCUCCUGGAGCCCCAUGCCGACAAGCUCGUGAGGACCUACAGCGGCGGUAACAAGCGGAAGCUGAGCGCUGGCAUUGCCCUCAUCGGUGGUCCCCCUGUGAUCUUCCUGGAUGAGCCCUCCACCGGCAUGGACCCCGUGGCCCGGCGUUUGCUCUGGGAUGCAGUGACACGGACGCGGGAGUGCGGCAAAUCCAUCAUCUUCACCUCCCACAGCAUGGAGGAGUGCGAGGCCCUGUGCACACGGCUGGCCAUCAUGGUGAACGGGCAGUUCAAAUGCCUGGGCAGCCCCCAGCACCUGAAAAGCAAGUUCGGCAGUGGCUACACCUUGCUGGCCAAAACGCGGAGUGAGGAAGAGGGCGAGCUGCAGGCCUUCAAGGCCUUCGUGGAGAAGACUUUCCCAGGCAGUGUCCUGAAACACGAGCACCAGGGCAUGGUACAUUAUCACUUGACCAACAAGAACCUCAGCUGGGCACAGGUCUUCGGGGCCUUGGAGAAAGCCAAAGAGAAGUAUCGCUUGGAAGACUAUUCGGUGAGCCAGAUAUCACUGGAGCAAGUCUUCAUGAGCUUCACUCGCUUCCAGCACUACACAGAGGACAGAGGGAAAUGAGCAGAAGCCCCCACCGGUGCCCUUCGUCAUGGACUGGCCCUGCUGCCUAUACAUAGUAUAUAUAGAGACAGUAAUUUAUAUAUCGGCGUGUCUUAAAUAAUGUAUAAAUGUAAGAAACUUUUCACCGGGGGGGGGGGGGGGGGGGGGAGGAUGGCGUCGUACCUUCUGCCGUCGGGAACACAAGUGGCGCGUGUGCAUCGUGCGGCCGCAGCACCGGCGCGGGUCUGUGUGUGAGUGUGUGCGUGCAUGUGACACUUCCAGCCUUCAUUCCUGUCUAUACAGAAAAGAAAAAAAAAAAAAAAAAAAAGCCCCAAAAGCAGAGGGAAGCCUGGCUGGGCAGAGAUGAGGGUCGAGGAUUGGGUGGGUGGAGGGGGAGCUGGAUGCUGUCCCCAAACUGCACUGUGCCCCCCACCGCCCCCCCCCCCCCCCCCCCCCAUGCCCCUCUUCCCUGCCCAACGCUCACACCCGUCAGGACGCUGCUUCAUGGUCUUCGCCCGCAUGUCGCCGUGUAUCGUUAGCUGGUUUGCUCGUGGUUUAACAGGAGGCUGUCAAAUAGCUUAGAUCCAAACCGGUCGCUGCGUUAAUUAGGAUGCACUGUGGUUGCCCGUAGAAGCACUUUGUGUCUAGCAGGAGGGGACAAGGCAAGCUUCCCGUCCGUCCCCUGCGUGGGACGGAGGAGGCUCCAUCUCCUUGAACCUCUUAGAAAACGUUGUCCCUUCCUGCCCGUGGGUGGAAGCAAGCCUGUCCCGAGGAGCUGGCACCAUCCGGAGCCAUGCGGGGGGAGCUGGCUGCGCCGCGCUGGGGGCUGGCGCUGCGCCCGAGGGAGGGGGUGCUGGUGGAGAAGUGCCCGGCGCUCGGCCCCGUGGGACGGCACGUGAUGGGUACGGCCGCAGAGCCAGCGCGAGGGGUGAGAGGAGCCGCAGGGUGCGUGGGGACGCCGCUGGGCUCGCUGUUGUGGCCAUGGAAAGGCUGACCCAGCGGUGCUGCAGCCACAGGAUGGUUUUUGAAGCCCAGCGAUGCGCUCGCUGCGCCCGUGGCCUGUGCUUUCCCAUUCCACCCCACACACUUGUGACAAGAGCGUGCCCGUCCCGCGUCCCCGUCCCCUCCGUGCCACAGCAGGCUGCUCUGGCAGCAGGCAGGGAGCCUAGGCGCUGCCUGGACCUUGCCCGGCUGGGGGGAUGCUGCCAGGCACGGCGCAUUAGGCACGGGCUCUGCCUGGCGCUGCCUGCACUGUCAGAGGUGGCAACUGGGAUUUCUUUUUGGCGUUUCCCAGUGGUUGGGUUGCGCUUUUUGUUUGUUUGUUCGAAACCUGUGUUGAUUCUUGUCUGUCCUUAACUAGUCCCUGUGUCACCUGGGGGCAGUCCCCUUCGGGCCGGCUGCUCCGCGAUCAAUGCAGAGCUAUUUGCACUAUAGUAAUACACACAAUUGCACAUAACUAAAUGAAUUAAUAUUUAUGGCAAGGGGUGCUGAUUCCCUUCUGGUGAUUGCAUUGUCAGGGGUUGGGUUAUAUUUUUGGGUUGGGUUUUUGUUUUGUUUCUGUGACUGACUCAUUCUUUCCUGUUCCAUUUUUUCCCUUUGCCUAAUGUUGUUGUUCAAACCGAUGGUGCAUCAUGUUACUAAGAACUUCCCUGGAUCUUAACGAUGUGUGGUUCUUAUUAGUAAGCAGCCAGCAGGUGAAUGGCAACUGUGGACCACCUCAGAGCCCUUUGGAGCUGCUGGUACCGAGGGGUUGUUCCCGGGACCGUCCCUGCAGCGAUGCUGGGGGCACCAUGCGGUGGGAAAACCCCAGUGCCAGGCGUUCCUCAGGACACUGCUGGUGCAAGAAAAGGGGGGGGGGCGGGGGGUGUGUGCAUGGGGCUUUGUGGUGCAAGAGUGCCUGGAGGCACCAAGAAAGUGCUGGGACUGCCAGGAACUGUUUGUUUCAGGGUUUUUUUGGAAGAGGAGAUGUGGUAGGAUGUAGUGGAGCCUCUGGGGCUGUGCCUGGGAUGGGGAGCGGGGGGGGGGGGGGGGGUCGCAGAAGGGCUAGAUGCCACAUUGCAGCAUGGGCUUAUGCCUGGUACCCUGGGCCAGCAGCACCCCAAGGCCAGCAGCAGGCACGACAGCUGGGACCUAUCCAGCUGGGGUACUGGUGACCCCUGCAGGGCUCAGUCCUAGGGCAGGUGGCAUAAAGGCAGCAUAACCCCCACGCUGCCCCCAAACAGCACGGCAGAGCUGGUGGCAGAGGAGUGAAGAGCAAGGGUGGCAUCCCCAGCACCAGCCCACCCCCACUGCGGUCAUCCUGACCUAAACGAAGAGAGUCUUAACGAAGCAGCGUUUCUCAGUCACACGGUGCUGUAACAACCCUCUCCUCUCACCCAGGCAGGAGCUGCCGACUGUGCAGGGAGCUGCUCACUCCUAUUUCAGUUACGGCACGGUGCCCGGGGCAGGACCAGCGCUCGCUGCUCCCCAGACCCACGCUGCUGCUUGGGGGCAGCCGGGUUCCCUGCUGGGUCGCGGCUGCGGUGGACAACGCUCUGGCCUCCCAGGCCGUGGUGGUCCACGUGCAGCAGGAGAAGCAUCACUGGCCCCAGGCAGCUGCUGCUCCCCUCUGGCUGCAGCGUGGUUGUUAUUCCCAUCAUUGGAAUAAUAAAGAAUUUUUUUUCCA
Grus americana (Whooping crane) is the source of this 7971-nucleotide messenger RNA. RefSeq names its product ATP binding cassette subfamily A member 3 (gene ABCA3). The coding region runs from base 201 to 5327 and encodes 1708 amino acids. Gene Ontology annotation, biological process: lipid transport; transmembrane transport. The record is from RefSeq and is a predicted model, not a curated record. Gene Ontology annotation, molecular function: ATP hydrolysis activity; ATP binding; lipid carrier activity. Lineage: Eukaryota; Metazoa; Chordata; Aves; Gruiformes; Gruidae. The transcript has 31 exons. Gene Ontology annotation, cellular component: intracellular membrane-bounded organelle; membrane.